AUGACGCAGCCAACCCCAGUGUCUUGUCUAAUCGCCUCGAAGCCCCAAAGCGACGACAUCGAUCACGACGUUGCGCGACUCAGCGAGCCGGUGACAGCACCAUGCAACAUUUGUCUGCUCGACCGACCCGUCGAGCGUGCCUACCAGUGCCCGCACUGCGACGCUAAAGUCUGCUACGACUGCUUUCACGCGUACUUGACGCACCAGAUCGACAACGGCAACAUUGCACCACAUCAGCUCGUGUGUCCGGGCGACUGCCGGCAACCCGUGCCGCGCCACGUUCUGGCGCGCGUCUUGUCGGCGAGUCAUCUUCAAAAAUACGUUCGCUUUCUCGAAGCGUACGAGCUCCGGCAGCGCGGCCGUCGGUACUGCCCGCGACCGCAGUGCGGCCAGCUGCUUCCGACAUCAGCCUCGCGCAAGAACAAGAACAAGCGCCGCGUCGACUGCCCGAGUUGCCAGAAGUCGUCGUGCCGCGACUGUGGCGGCGACUACCAUCGGUGGUCACGCUGUGACCACGCGUACCGGGUGUGGUGCGAGAAGCACGGCGCGCAGCGCUGUCCACACUGCUCGAUCAUGAUUGAAAAGGUGAAUGGCUGCCCCCGCAUGGAGUGCGCGCGCUGUGGCUUUGAGUUUUGCUGGCAGUGCCGCGUGGCCUUGGACGAUCACAACGCCGCGCUGUGCCCGCUGCGCUCGAUGGCACGCUCCGAGCACCGGUAUUUUGGCCCCGUGUCGCCCGUCCGGUUUGUGACCAAGACGGUGGCGGGUGUUGCGGGUGCGUGCGUCGUUGUAGUCGUCGUCACGAUCGCGGUGCCGCCAGUCGCCAUCCUUUACGCCUAUUGCCAAAUCCGUUAUGGUCAUGGGUUCCCCUUGUUUGGCACAUGA
Saprolegnia diclina VS20 is the source of this 882-nucleotide messenger RNA. RefSeq lists its product as hypothetical. Bases 1 to 882 code for a protein of 293 amino acids. Lineage: Eukaryota; Oomycota; Saprolegniomycetes; Saprolegniales; Saprolegniaceae. Gene Ontology annotation, biological process: protein polyubiquitination; positive regulation of proteasomal ubiquitin-dependent protein catabolic process; ubiquitin-dependent protein catabolic process. Gene Ontology annotation, cellular component: cytoplasm; ubiquitin ligase complex. The transcript is spliced from 2 exons. Gene Ontology annotation, molecular function: ubiquitin protein ligase activity; zinc ion binding; ubiquitin conjugating enzyme binding. The record is from RefSeq and is a predicted model, not a curated record.